ACCAAACAUAAUAGACAAUUAUAUACAGCAAUCAAAAAAUGUCAGAGAAAAAGAGAAAAAAGUAUCUAUAUGAUGAAAAUGCACCAGUAACAAAAUAUGCUAUCACUAAAGCUAAAAAAUCCAUUGAAGAGGAAAAAAUAGAUGAUCUACAUAAAAUUAACUGUAGUUCAAUCCCUAUUGAGCCAGAGUUGCCUGCAAUUCGACAAUUAGUUGAAACGAUUAAAAUUGACGACAAUAAUCCAAUAGUAGGAGACACGCAAAAUGCUAAAUCAUCUGAUGUAUAUGACUACAAAUUAUUUGAUUCUGUAAGUGAAUUAUCCUACAUUUUAUUAAGUUUGAUACAUUUAUAAUCUGUGUAUAUGUUUCAAAAAUAUAAUGAAUCAUAAAUCUAUAUAAAGUAUAUUGUUCUGAUAU
Messenger RNA from Nasonia vitripennis (jewel wasp), 414 nucleotides. RefSeq lists its product as uncharacterized. Lineage: Eukaryota; Metazoa; Arthropoda; Insecta; Hymenoptera; Pteromalidae. The transcript is spliced from 2 exons. The record is from RefSeq and is a predicted model, not a curated record. The coding region runs from base 39 to 350 and encodes 103 amino acids.